Messenger RNA from Dovyalis caffra, 381 nucleotides. The record is from the annotation of a GenBank genome assembly. Lineage: Eukaryota; Viridiplantae; Streptophyta; Magnoliopsida; Malpighiales; Salicaceae.
AUGAACAAGGUAGCAGCAGCAGUAGGCGGGGCCAAGGGAAAGAAGAAAGGAGCAACCUUCACGAUCGAUUGUGCUAAACCAGUUGAAGAUAAAAUCAUGGACAUUGCCUCACUGGAAAAAUUCCUCCAAGAACGCAUUAAAGUCGGCGGCAAACCCGGAGCUCUCGGUGAUUCCAUCACUGUCACCCGUGACAAGUCCAAAAUCACCCUCACUUGUGACUCUAAUUUCUCCAAACGGUAUUUGAAGUAUUUGACAAAGAAGUACUUGAAGAAGCAUAAUGUGAGAGAUUGGCUUAGGGUUAUUGCGUCGAACAAGGACCGUAAUGUUUAUGAGCUGAGAUAUUUUAACAUUGCAGAGAACGAAGGCGAGGAAGAAGAUUAA